CUCAAAGGGAAUGAACGGAAUUCAUGUAGCCUCAUCCCAUGAUGCUUGCAGUGCUUUCACUAGGAGAACAGCAAUAGCACCGCCAACAAUAAUAGCUUCUGACAGCUGACAUUGAUCGCUGCCUUUGUCGUCGACUCAUGCUUGAUUUUGCUACAGCUCCACCAUCCUGCAAAGACGGUCUGGUCUCUCUCUUGACCUGUGCCGACGGUUGAUGCUGGUGCAGAGGGAGACCGCCACAGCAUACAGUACCUGAGUCUGUGCUUCCGGUAUUGCAACUGCUCGAGCCAGACCCGGCCUCAGAGCACUUACACAGUAUUCCUCCCUCCCCUGUCAUCCAAUUAGACCACUUUUUGUUCGGGGACUGGUAGAACUCGAAGAUCGUUUGGAGGUCAAGAUCAGGGCCACGCUCUGGGCCAGAUCACAAUGGAAGAACCACAGAAAAGAAAUAUAGUCAUCAUAGGUGGCGGUGUCAUCGGCUCUACCACUGCCUAUUUCCUGACACGGCAUCCCAAAUUCAACCCUUCUCUGCAUAAGAUCACCCUCCUGGAGGCAACCUCCAUCGCUUCUGGUGCAUCUGGCAAGGCUGGAGGCCUCCUGGGAUUGUGGGCCUAUCCAGAAUGCCUCGUCCCUCUGUCCUAUCGGCUGCAUCGUGAGCUGGCUGAAGAGCAUGGCGGGGCUGAGAGAUGGGGCUAUCGUCGCCUAGGAUGUGGGAGCAUAGGGGCUGUUGUGCCUACUGCAAGUAAAAAGGCAAAGGCGGCAGUCAAAGAGGCGGCACACGCAAAGCUACCUGCAACACAGCCUGGCAUGAGCGCCCUAGAAGUGAACGGCAGCGCCAAUGGUGCGGCAGCAGGUCCUGAACCGCCGGCAGCAGGAGGUUCUGACGUGAAGCCGGAGAAUGGCGACACCAAGGAGGGAAAGCAGUGGGAGAAGCUCCCGAAACAGGACGAGGCUGCCACGUCGCUCCUCUCAGAGUCGACACUGCCCUCGGACCUGGACUGGAUAGAUCCCAAGCUGGUACAGUACUUCGAGCAGAUGGGCCGCCCUGGUUUCACAGAAACCGCACAAGUACAUCCCUUACACUUCACGACAGCUAUUGCCGAGCUCGCCCAGGCUGCAGGUGUCGAGGUUCGGACACAGGCCAAGGUCACCAAGAUAUCCAGUCCAGGGAGUCAGUCAGACGACACCAAGACAGUCGAGUACGAGGACCGGCAACAAGAGGGAGCCGCAAGGGUUAUCCAAGGGAUAACAGACGUGAUAGUGACCGCAGGGCCGUGGACGGGGACGCUCCUACCCAGGAGCAAGGUAGAGGGCCUUCGCGCUCACAGCGUGGUAUACGAGGCGGACGUCAGUCCGUAUGCCAUCUUCACCGACAUCCAGCUGCCCUCCGACUACGUCCCCGAGCACCGAGCGAGGCUCGGCCAGAAACGCAAGCACAGGGGCAACGUCGACCCGGAGAUCUAUGCCCGGCCGUUUGGAGAGGUGUACGCAUGCGGCGAGCCAGACAAGAACGUGCCGCUCCCCGAGACAACCGACCUGGUGCAGUGCGACGAAGCGCAGUGCGACGAUCUAGCAGCCUACAUCGCGACGGUGUCACCCGUGCUGGCCGCCGCCCCGAUCAAGGCCAAGCAGGCGUGCUACCUCCCGCAGCACAUCCGCUUCGGCGACGAGCGCGCGCCGCUCAUCGGCGAGACCUCCACCCCGGGCGUCUGGGUCGCCGCGGGACACACGUGCUGGGGCAUCCAGAACGGCCCCGCGACGGGGUUCCUUGUCGCCGAGAUGCUGCUCGACGGCGCUGCCAAGAGCGCGGAGAUCGAGGCGCUGGACCCCAAGAAGUUCAAGGUCUAGCACCUCUCCUUUUUCUCCCUGGCUUUGCUCGGCGGUGGAUGGACUGAGGUGGUUUUGGAUCCUCCCCGACAAGACGCGUGAUUUUAAGCUUUGUGGGACCUUGAUUCGAGCCAAGUCUGUUGUUACGUUUGUACCGCCUGCCUGCUCUGCGGCUCAAGUGCGGCAUGCAGGUGGGCAGCUGCCAGCACUAGGAUCUGCUGGCUGUGGAUCGCCCCGGGGAGGCGCCACGUCCAGCCGCGGGCCGCCACUGUGCCUGUUGAUCACCUGCUCACCAUACCGACCAGGGCGGACGGACCGGGGGCGAGGAGGAGGUCAGCCUGCCUCGCGUGGGGUCGAUGAGCCCAGCCCGCCCACGGGCGUGGCGGUAUGAGACGGCGCGGUGGAACCGUGGCGUCGCGGUUCGACGCCCUUCGCCGCAUGCAGGGGAGCUUUCUCGCGCUGUUGUUUGGCCAGGCAGAAGUGACAUUGGGGGUUCAUAAUGUGUCAUAACGUGUGCAAUAUCCAUCUUCGGAGCCCCAAUGCUUGACCUCACUGGCACGCGGGAAUGUUUCCGCCUUAUAUCAUCUGAAAGCGAGAUUCUGGGUUCCGCCAUUCAAAUGUACAUAUAUGUCAUCUCAUGUCAUUCAUCAAGCAUCAGUUGACAGCGUUAGGUCCAGCAUGAUGACGAUAAAGCGCGAUAGACUUUUUUGAUGAGCGUCUAUAUACAUGUUUCCCGAUGACCUCCCGUGCUAAGAAGAGCUAAGGAAAAAUGCAAAGUCGCGCAGAUGAAUGCUGAACGCCGUCCCGGGAAAAAGGAAAUCGCUUAAGUCCAGCCUGGGCUGUAUGGCCUGCAGCUGUGGCUGGGUCAUAUGCGUCGUGCCAUGCUUGUCGAUAUUGCAAGCAUUUUCAACAGCCUCUUGUGCGGGCCGGGCAUAAUAUCGCAGCCUCAUGUCAACCGUCUUGUCGUGGCAGUCCCUCGCCCAUUGGCUUAGAGCGACUUCUCAAUCUCCAUAGCCUCCUUGAUUCCCUCCUCAAUGGCAGACACCCUGGCCUGGUCCAGCCUCCUCAGCGGCCUGCGGCCGUACCCGCCGUAGCCGAAGUAGCUCUGGAUGGCCUGCUUGGUGCCGGGCACGGCGGCCUUGGUCAGGACCCAGUCGCACUUGGACAGCACCUUCUGCAGCUGCUCGGCCUCGUCCUUCUUGCCCUCGGCGUAGAGGUUCCAGACGCGCGCACACAGCUUGGGCAUGACGUUGGCGCCGCCGGCGAUGAUGCCGCUGCCGCCCGAGAUGAGGGUCUGCGUGGUGAAGUCGCACACGCCGCCAAAGGCCAUGUAGCCGCUGCCCUGGGACCCAGGGGUCUUGGCCUUGGUCGCGAGGGCGACGCGGGUCAGCUUGCCGGUGUUGCCGCACGUGAACUUGGUGCCGAUGAUGUUGGGGUGCUGGGCGAGCUUGAUGAGCAGGUCCGAGUCCAUGUCGAUGCCCGAGACGGCGCCGGGGUAGUUGUAGAGAAUCAGGGGCAGCGGGGACUCGUCGGCCACGGCGAUGAAGUAGUGGUACACGGCGUCCUCGUCCAUCUGGUUGCGGAAGUACGACGGGGGCAGGAUGAGCACAUAGUCGCCGCCGGCCUUCUGGGACAGUUUGCACAGCUCGACGGUCCCCUUCACGCUGCCUUCUGUGGCCCCGACCACGACCGGGGUGUCCUUGAAGCCAGCCUCGUCCAGCGCCUCUCGCGUUGCUGUUGUGACGGCCAGCUUCUCCUCACGGGUGCAGUGGGCUGCCUCUCCGUUGGAGCCCAUCACCACAAGGCCGACAAGGCCGUCGCGGACGAGGCGCUGGGCGUGCUUCUUGAUGACGGGAAUAUCAAGCUCCUCGGUCUCUGGGUUGAAGAAGGUCAUGGUUGGGGCGUAGAUGCCGCAAGGCAGGUCCCUUCGGGACGUCGUGUGACCGUUUGUAGCCAUGAUGAGCAGAGGAGUCAAAGCUGGUGAGGACUGAGGAGUAGAGCCAGUGCCAGGGGCAGAAUGUGUUUGAGGGAUUAGACAAGGGGUGACCAUGAGAAGUAGAAAAGGAAGCCAGAGGCUUGUGGCUUGUUAUAUAUAUAUGUACAGGGCAACAGUCUCCGGCAGCGCGAUAAAUCAGUCCCCCAUGACCUAAUGCUUUGGCAGGGCCGGUAGCGGGGGCAAGACGUACACACACAGCACGUAUUAGAUGUGGCAGCGAGGUCGAAUGGUCGUGUGGGUGUGUCGUGAUGACAUUGGCCCGAGACAGGCAACGGGUCGAAUCAGGACACCACACAAGGUGGGCAGGCAGGGCCCUCCUAGAUCCCGAGCGAGAGGGUGGACCUUGUCAAUGGGCGGACGGGCCACAGGGAUGGGGGCAGUAUGCAAAGACAAAAGGAAAGGCUAGGACCCAGGCAAUUCCAGACCGGACUAUUUUGGGGUGAAGAUCCACGAUGGGGCGUGGGGUGAACUCCAGCGGAGGCCACGGCCAUGGCUAUGGCAGUAAACGGGCCAUGAUCUGAUCCGGGCUGCUUCAACCUGG
Messenger RNA from Diaporthe batatas, 4361 nucleotides. RefSeq lists its product as uncharacterized. Lineage: Eukaryota; Fungi; Ascomycota; Sordariomycetes; Diaporthales; Diaporthaceae. Gene Ontology annotation, cellular component: cytoplasm; late endosome. Gene Ontology annotation, biological process: retrograde transport, endosome to Golgi. The coding region runs from base 424 to 1845 and encodes 473 amino acids. Gene Ontology annotation, molecular function: oxidoreductase activity. The transcript is spliced from 3 exons. The record is from RefSeq and is a predicted model, not a curated record.